Ectocarpus sp. CCAP 1310/34 is the source of this 1342-nucleotide messenger RNA. Lineage: Eukaryota; Phaeophyceae; Ectocarpales; Ectocarpaceae. The record is from the annotation of a GenBank genome assembly.
UGAAGGGUACACGUGUGGUGAGAGAAGACAGGCCCGAAAGGCAACUCUGUAGUAAAUUAUCGUUCAAGUUGCUCCUCUUGAUCGAAGGGCUUGGGCAGCAAGGAACUGAUACUGUCCAACACUGAUAGUCUAGAUUCAUCACAAGAGGUGCUUCCCGGUGUCUCGGAAAGAUCAGCUUAACCGACCGCAAACCCAUUCAUUACUGUAAAUGACCUUCUCAGGAAGUUAUUUCAACGGACUAAUUAUUCCCCCAACUGGCUGAGUGCACGAAACCGUACCACCAAGGGAUGGUGGUCUGUCAUUCUUGCCUUGUUGGCUUGGCUUUCCGCUCCUCUGGCUGGAGGAAUGUAGGGUCAAGCAUGAAUAACUGGCGAAGCUCUGGAUUGUCUAAACGUCUAACCUCAAAUUCGUCUUUCAAUACCCGCCAACCUGGCACUCGCUGCAGCGGCCACGCUUUCGGCUUCGCCUACGCCCGCGCCAGAAUCUGCGCCAGGGUCGAGCCCAGAAGGUAAGGGACUUGAUGCCGCGUUUCCCGUUCAACAAGCGCAUGCUGUAUUGUCAAAGACAGGCACAAGGCGGUCGAAUAUUGACAUAUUCCCGGCUUUGCUCCAAACAUGCCCAGUUCAUGACUGUCCGGAGUGAUUUACUUCCGCACCAAGCACCGGCCGCCCUUGUGAAGGCUACGGGAAUCCACCCGCAUUGUGACGAGGCUAGUAGUCAACACCGCUAGUGAUUGAAAGGUCUCAGCGUCCCCUAGUUCUGUUUCCCAAUCUCUGUUGAUUGUGUGGUUCUUACGUGCUGUAUGGGUCAUCGCAAUUUCAUUGGUCGGUCGAUUUUUCAUAAUCAAAUUUCCCGCUUUUGACACGCGUAACAGUGGUGGUAUCUUCGCAGAACGCCGACGUGAAAGCGAAAUGUCGCCUCCAAUUAGCGACCGAAUGCGGCCAUUUUGUUGUUUUUCUGCGGGUUAAAUUGCUCGGCGCUGCUGUCUUGUACGGGGUUACUCUUUGCCUCAAGUCUUCUGUUCUCACACCAUUCCCAGUUACCGCCCUCCCACUGGUCGCGUCAGGAGAACGGUUGGGGUGUGGGAGAGUAUGCAUCACAACGCAGACGAGAGUGGCUUUGCUGACAUGAGCCCGUCUUGAAACCCCCAUGGACAAAAGUAUGUCUGGUCUCUCGCUCGCAUAUAUAUGUUGGCCUUUUUCUUUGCGGUGCAGUGUUGACUUGAAUGAAGCAACCCCCAUCGGUUCCCUCGUCGAACUCCUUGCGGUAUACUCUUCCGUAGGAUUAGACGUUCGCUUGUUCAAUGUGUCUUGUGUGUACCUAAAUAUCUCUCCUCAGCUUA